AUGGACGACCGGGGUUUGAUCCUCGAUGGCGAUGCCACUGCCCAAGAUGUUUACAGCACGCUCCAUGCUGAGGAGAUCCGUACCUUGUUGCUGGCUCCAGGCAAUAAAGGCACCCCUAUCAUCUGUGAGAUGCAAGUGGUAUCUUCUCCCAAGAGUACUCAGUUCGAGGCUCUGUCCUACGUCUGGGGUGAAACCAUCCCAUCCAAAGUCAUCUCUUGUAACGGCUUUGACUUUCCUGUUACGGAAUCUCUGUACACUGCCCUUCUACAUCUGCGCUAUCCAGACGCCUGGAGACGGCUGUGGGUAGACCAACUUUGCAUCAAUCAAGUCCAGGGUCAGGAGUUGAUGAAACAAGUCGGGUUGAUGGGAAGCCUUUAUUCUUCUGCAUGCCGCGUGAUUGUCUGGCUCGGCAAGUAUGACCAGAAGAUGUCCCUAGCAUUCGAACUGCUGCAGGAGACCUCUCUGAGUUCGAGCCUUGUUCGGUCGGAUUUUCUGGACUCGUCGAGUGGGCUUUCCACACCUCGAACAAGAUCCCUCGCGGCUCGAGGAACUUCCAGGUCUCCACGCUUGUCGCGAUAUUCUAGCCGUGCAUCGAGUUCGCGUGAAAGCCUCACCAGCCUCUCCUCUUCAACUUCUAGCCUCAGUAGUUUGUCGCUCCCUCGGCCAAGGAAUAGACGGCACGACACUCCUCCCGCUUUGAAAUACGCGUUGUCGAUUUUUCAGCACGUGUACUUCACGAGGAAGUGGACCUUCCAAGAGAUCAUCCUCGCGAAGGCCGCAAUUAUCUGCUGCGGCGAUCUCGAAAUGGCAUGGAGCGACUUAUCUCUAUGGUACUUCCACUACGCUUCAAAGUUACGCAGCUCGAGUCUCUUAUACGACUCUAACGGCUCCUUUGAGAGUAUCCUGACAGUGAGAAACGAACUGGACAAGGGUACACUGAAGCUCAGUAAGUUGCUCAUGCUGACCAGGCCAAGAACGAGCAUGAAACCCGAGGAUGCAAUUUAUGCCUUGCUGGGCUUAAUGCCUGACUUGCUACACGCUAUAAAGUCGAAGUCAAAUAUCCAACAGCCUCCAGGGAUAGUGCCUUCUCAGGAAGAAAACUUGUUCUGCCUUUAUCUGAAGGUCUUUCUGUAUUGCAUUGAGAAAGAGCACGACUUAGCCAUCAUCAGUGCCGCUGGCAGGUACAGGGCCAAUGUCCAAGCAACGAACUGGCCAGGCUGGCUGCCGGAUUGGAGGCAAUCCCUCCCACUUCGGCCGUUGGUCAUCAUAAGUCCUAUGGAUCUUGGCCCGGAGUCCGCCUUUGAUGAGGACUCUCCUAAAGAUGCGCCGCCUUUAUCACAAGCCGAGACUUCGCCCAUUUACAGGUUAAAUUUCCAUCCAGGGCCGACGGCCUCAUUGAUGUCAUCGCGGCCCUCUCUGACAGUAUUUGGUGUCCGUCUUGGCUGUAUAGUCACGCGUCCACUGUCCUGGCCUAGCGUUUUCUUCGUCGCCGACUCACCAGCUCAGUCUAUACUGAGCGGCAGCCCUGAUGAAAGCCAAUUUACUCAACCGCUUGCAACCCUAGCACCGGCGCUCUUUGACGAACCGUUGAAAUCUCACCAAGCUGCAUAUCAGGGGCCAAACCAGGGUUAUGCGCGAUUUUUGUUGCAGAGAUCACUCCAAGCUGGCGCCCAAUGUCGCUCCGUGAGGACUUCAGCCAUGGUGCAGUCUGGGGAUUGGCUCUGCGCCUUCAGAGGCGGGAGUGUAUUAUACACGGUUCGUCCACUCGACGGGUUUCCUGCUGCCCUCCAAGCAAAGUCCACGUCACCGAGAAGAGGGAGAUUGUUACGUGAAUCGAAACGGUCAACGUCAUCGACUGGCAGUCCACCUCACCAUCCUGCUAAAUAUCUGUUCUUCGGUGAAUGCGUGGUGCACGGCCUCAACCCAAGCGAGGUUCUGUCUCAUCAAAACGAAAUGAUGGAAUUUGAACUAGUGUAA
Cladophialophora psammophila CBS 110553 is the source of this 1977-nucleotide messenger RNA. RefSeq lists its product as uncharacterized. The record is from RefSeq and is a predicted model, not a curated record. Bases 1 to 1977 code for a protein of 658 amino acids. Lineage: Eukaryota; Fungi; Ascomycota; Eurotiomycetes; Chaetothyriales; Herpotrichiellaceae. The transcript has 2 exons.